AUGCAAGCAGACACCUUCAGCACUCUUGGAAACAUCCGAAGGCGAACUUCGUCAUCCAUCGUAUCCACAUUACUUGACCUUCAAGAGCACGGGAUAUUUGACGAACGGACUUCGGAUUGGAUCGAGAACUUGGAGAUUAUUUACCUCGGCUCCUCUUCCCAACGCCGUAAGCGGCGCUGGAAUGGUGAAAUAGUAUGUGACAAUGAUAAAAAGACAAGGCUCCGGAGAGCACAUGUCAAUGCACACGACCAGAGGAACUAUGUCGCUGUAUCUUAUACCUGGAAACCCCUUUCGAGCCAGCUAUCCUCCCGUGGAUCUUAUCUGGUAGAAUCUCUGGACACGAGAUACCCGCGUGCAAGUCAAGUCCGAGAUCAGGUGUUUGAUAGGGUUAUCGCAUAUGUCAAUUACCUCAAAGAUACGGAGACAUGUGUCUGGGGCUUCUGGAUCGAUCAGGAAUGCAUUGACCAAAAGAACGAAGCGAAAAAGCAGCGUGCGAUUCAAUCCAUGGAGCAUGUGUACGCAAAGAGUGCCUUUCCAGUGGCGUUGCUGUCGGUGCGGAUCCAAUCAGAAGAUCAUCUAGAAGACUUGGUAUAUCUCCUUAAGAGAGAAAGCCCGCCGAGGAAGCGAGAGAAAGGUCGGGUCACUAGAAUUCUCAACCUUUUGGAUUAUAUCACGUCAGAUCCAUGGUGGGAAAGAGCGUGGACUUUCCAGGAAGACUAUUGCUCCGACUUUCGCUCUCAAGCGACCGAAUUUUGCAUGGAUUAUGGACAGGAUCGACGAUACAAAACCAGGUGCGAGGGAAUCCUAGACCGCGCGGCAAAAUACAAUGUCCAGCUUCUAGAGCGUGGUAACGAUGGACAACCCACAGUAAGGCGGUCCAUGUCUCCACUAAUAUUCUCAAAUGUCGGAAAGCGAAUGAUCACAUGUGAGUCGGAUCGUCUGGCAGUGAUUGCCAACUGCUUAGGCUACUCUGUUCGAUUGAAUACCAAAAGGAUGGACCAAGAAAAUUGCAGUUUGAGCAUUGCGAUGCUGGCCUUAUUCAUACUGAACGGGGAAAUUCUCAUGAAUGGCCCUGAUAACCCUCGAGACGCAGUUCGAAGUACUAUAUUCGAGUACUUGACGGACCGGUCUCUUCACAACUUUCAGAUACCUGAUGUUAAUCAAAAGCUUACCUUCAUCAAAAAUUGUCGUUUCCCUGAGGUCUACUUAUCGGAAGAAGGUAUUCUAACGUCUGGCCACCUCUGGCGCUUGGGCAAGAUAGUCAGCGGCCCUAGGACAACGGGGGAACCACGUCGAGGCCAGGGUUAUGGAUUGAACAGCUACCGAAGAAUGCGUCUGCGGCAGCUCGCUAGACAUUUAGAAUCGGGGGCUUGUGGACGUCGCUAUGAAUGUAUUGCAAGCGCUAUCGAUGAAUACCUCGAGAAAGACAAAAAGUGCGGCAAGGGCAUCGCAUUUUCCAAAGACUACAAGUAUCUCAUGGCAGAGGAAAUUGUCAAGGCAAUGGAUGACCGACACUCAGAUCGUCUUCGGCUGGGCUCGUUAAUCUCGCAAGAUGGCGGCUUUGGUAACAAUCCGUACCGUGGAGUUUUUGCCAGAGAGGCAGGUCAUCAGUGGGCAGAAGGACAAGCGUAUAUUUUCACCGCAGUACGUUCGGCUGAGAUGAGUCCAGACGACAUCGAAAAGCAUGUCUCUUUAGAGGUUGAGUUGCUGAGUUCGCCAAGAAACGGCCCCAGACGGCUGAUUAUCAAACGCUGGAUUAACGGGUUGUUCUUUUUUGAUGGAUCCCCGGUUACCGAUGUUGUCUUUCCUUGGCCAAAAUCCCUCUUGGUUUAA
Molecule: messenger RNA, 1833 nt
Organism: Aspergillus nomiae NRRL 13137
Lineage: Eukaryota; Fungi; Ascomycota; Eurotiomycetes; Eurotiales; Aspergillaceae
Exons: 2
Coding region: 1-1833 (610 amino acids)
Source: RefSeq, a predicted model, not a curated record